Plasmodium inui San Antonio 1 is the source of this 8679-nucleotide messenger RNA. RefSeq lists its product as hypothetical. The record is from RefSeq and is a predicted model, not a curated record. Gene Ontology annotation, molecular function: protein binding. The transcript has 3 exons. Bases 1 to 8679 code for a protein of 2892 amino acids. Lineage: Eukaryota; Apicomplexa; Aconoidasida; Haemosporida; Plasmodiidae.
AUGGAGGAAACCAACGUGGCCGAGGAAGUCGUGCAGGGAGUCGCACAGGAAGAGCACGCAAAUGAGAAGAAGGGGCAAAAUGACGAGAGCCCACCAAGUGGAGAGAGCGCCCCCAAUGGGGUGAACGCCCCCAAUGGAGAGGACGCCACUAAUGGAGAAAACGCCGCUAAUCUAGAAAAGACACUUACUGAAGAAGACUUCAAAUACGACGAAAACAGAAUUGUUUACACAAAGAAUGAAUUCCUAUACGCCUACAUUGAAUUGAUCCUGAAUGAGAAGGGGCUGGGGGAGGACCACGACCUGCCUCUAUGCAGCAACCAGUUUAAGUUCCCUGAGUUAUUUAACGACUUAAGAAAAGGGGAUGAUGAAAAAAACCACUUGGGAGGUGAAGAAGGAGACAAUGAUCACAGCAAAAGUAACGCAAUUGGCGAUGAGGAAGAUGGAGGUGUCUACAAUAAGCAUCACUACAGAAACUUCGCAGAAAGGGGAGGUUCUUCGUCAGCCUUUUUCAACAACGAAAUUGACAGAGGAAGAAUUAGAAAUGACUUUUUCACCAGAGAUGGAAACAACUUCAUGAACAAAAAUAACCUUCAAGAUUCGACUGACUCGAACAAUCCGCUAAAUAGCAUGAACAGGAGGAGCAACCAUCUGCUGAAAAACAACAAAUUUAGCAAAUUCUUCAAUGGAGGGAAUGCAAGCGGGAUGAACAUUAGCGGUGGCAACCACAGCGGUAAUCAGCUUUAUGGAGGUUCAAAAAACCAGUUUGAGGCUGGCCUAGGGGAAGGAAGCAACCGUAACAGCUUCAUCAGGAAGACGAAUUUCCAUGCGGAUGGAAACAAUCCCGCCUUCAUGGGCCAAGACAAUGCCGGGAAUAAUAACCCCAUGGGAGGAAGUGGUGGCCACCUGGGAAGCAACACUGCAGCGAACAAAACUCUUUGGAGGGAGUACGAUAAGGGGAUUUCCUCGUGGAGGUCCUCCAAAACAGACAACAAGACAGACGAAAAUGUGAAGAAUGAUCCAAAGCUAAGAGGUCCUUCCAGAGGGUUCAGCAAAAGUUUUCCCGACAAUAUGAAGAUGACUUCGCCUUCCCCACAAAAUUCGGAUGACGAAAAUGAAAAUAAUAACGACGUGGCUAGGAAUAUGAACAAGAGUAACUACCCAAACGACAGAGGACCAAUGCACAUCAAGAGGGAAGACAUGUUUACCAACCACCCCUUUGGAUACAAAAAUUUGAAUAUGACUAAUAACAUGGGUCAAAUGAGCAGCAGUGGUGCCUUUAUAAACCAGUUUAACAGCCCCAGUGGUGGUUACGCUGCUGGAGGUGCCACUUCUUCUACUGGUGCUACCUCCGCUGCUGGUGCUUCUUCUGCUACUGCUUAUAGCUACCACUUGGGAGUCAACUCCAUGGGGCGCCAUGCACAAAACAAGAACGACGGAGUACGUAGCAGCGCAACGGGUGCAGGAGAUCCCACCAACAAAAGAUCAGUGGAGAAUAAUACCCCUGGCUCGUUAAACCAUUCGAGUGGGCAAAACAAAAAUUUCAACUUUCCCUCCCCCACUUCUGCAUUCUAUGGAAAUAAAGCAAUUGGCAGCAGCAGUGGGCCCAAGAAAGGUUUCAGCGAUCUGCACACCAUGAUGGGUACUAACGCUACGGGCAGUGCUGCAGCGUUCCUCGCACCUAGUGGCAGCAUGGCAAGCAGCAACAAUGUCAACACAGAUGACGAUUGGAAGAUGAAGAAGUAUAAGAAGAUCCCCGCCAGUGGCAACAACCCAGAGCAGCACCAGCAGCUACAACCGCAACAGCAGCCGCGCAUGGGGGAAGAGAAGGCCAAGAGAGGAGACGACCGAAAUGAAUUUGCCAAUCUUUUUAUGAACAAGGGUAACGAGUCCAGCAAGCUAAACAUGCAUGGCAUGGGGUCCGUGCACGAAGUGAAUUUGUACAACUAUGCUGGAAACAGUGCCGGUGGAGCCUCUUCCCUUGCGGGAGGGGUGCACCCAAACGUGACGUACAAGGUGAAGGGCAGCGAAGUGGGCAAAUCGACCAAUCCAGACAUGCUUAAUAAUGACCUGACGGAUGGAAGAGGCAACCACAGCAUGGACGAAAUGAAUAGGACUGGGGCAAAUGACACAUCCGCUGCGAUGAUUAACAGCAUGGGGAGGAAAAUCGGCAGAGGUGGAGCAGGAACGGCAGCCAACAACAACUUCUCUGCGUCCCACGAAAUGGUGAGGGGUCCACCCAGCCACGCCAGCGGCAAUGUAAGCGGCGGAAACAACCAGAACAGCAUUGGCAGCACCCCCUUUAAUAUCAACCGAGGCGCGAAGGGAAACCAGAAAAGAGAAACCAAAAAUGAGAAGCACGUAUUGGAAGAUGACUGGAGCAACAUAAGGAGGAAAUCCAGCUUUGUUGACAGCAAAAAGGCGACGGACGAUUUCAUGUGGCACAAGAUGAGCGAGCAGUUUGAUAAGAACAACAAAAUAUCCUUCGACUCGCUUUAUCUCAAAACGGAUCAGAGCGUCGCGGUCACCCUAAGCCGACGUCGAAAUUAUGAUCACAGCAGUGUCGGGGGAGCGAACACUGGUGCGAAGAAUGAAAGGAAGGACAGUGCAGAGGGUAGUAACCACACUCUUGGUGGCAACAUUGGAGGUAACCUUAGCGGCCAUGCCUUUCCUGCACUGAAGGCGAAGAAGGCAAACGAUGGCUCCUUUCCGGCUGUUACACCCAACAGUGCAGCGUUAAAGUCGAAUGAGCAGCAGAAGGGCGCCGCCAAGCUGAACACCUCGGCGGAGGACAAACCCGGCGAUGGAAGCGGAAAUAACAAACCAACGACUGAAAAAAGCAAAAAGAAGAAGAAGAAGGGAGAUAAAGAUGGUGCAAAGGGUGGAGAAAGGGGCGGUGAAAAAGAUGGCGGGAAGGAUAAAGAAAACGUAAGUAAAAACGGAAAGCAAAACGGAGAGCAACAAGGCAAACAAAACGACAAGGACACCCACCUCGCACAGGGGACGGAAGACCAAAACAGACAAAUGAAAGCCCCCGGGGAAAAUGUUAAAAUGAACCCUAAGGACACAAGUAAUGAUAAUAUAUAUAAUUCAUUUCAUGAAGAAAAUAAUUCUGCACUUCAUGAAAGCAGCUACUAUAAAUUUUCCCUUAAUGAAAAAAAAUAUGUCCAUAAGAAUAAUAACCUUAACUGUAACCCUAACCAUAAUCCUAACCCUAAUGUUAAUGUUAAUAUUAAUACAAAUAAAAAUAAAAAUCUUAACGAAAAAAAGGAACUCAUUUUUAAUAAAUUAUAUCAUGUUGAUAAAAUCAAUUUACAGGAAGAACAUAGGGGAAUGAUGAUGGCUGCCCAGAAAUUUGAUGAGCACGACCUGUGCAGAGAGUCCAGUCAGCAGCCUUACCGCGUCAUGGGUGGCCCUUCCUCCACGCAUCCGCGGCAACAACAGCAGCGUACCUAUGAAGGCCUACUUCCAACGCACGGUACCAUCAUCGGAAAAACGGACCAGCGAAACUUGUUUGAGACCAAUAACAAUUCCAAACCCGCUUACCCCUUCCAAGAAAAGGAGAGCAGCAGCAGCAGCAGCCUGAAUGAACGCUACUUCCUAGCCAAUCGCUACGCCAAGUAUGACCAAUUUAAAAACAACAAAAUUUCCGAGGACAGGGACAGCAUGAUGGGCAGCAUCCCCCAGGAGAGUCUCCUGCAGAAGAUUAAGCGGAAACAAAUCAGCGCUGGACACAGCAUGAACAAUGCGAGUAACCCGAAUGAUGUGCGUUGUGCGAACAAUGUGCACAGUGAGGACGGCGCGGACAACACGAGCAAUCUUAACAAUAGCGGUGCGAAUGGUAGCAUUUGCCCCCAGCAGAGAAACCACAAGGAGCACGCAGGUUCCCACCCCGGCAGCCACAUGAAUCAGAAGUUUAACCCAACUCAUCUCGUAAACAAGCGACACGACAAUUUAGUCGACCUGGCCAGUAGCCCUAACUGUAUGGACCAAUCGGUCAACAGCAGUAACAUAUCGUAUCUCCUCUCCGUCAUGAGAAACGCAGAGGCAGUCUCUGCAGGAGCAGGAACACCAGCAGCAGCAGGCGGUGUCAAUGUCAUGACACCCACGCCGAUCACUACGAACAGAAGCGGAAACGCCCUCUUUACCAGUGCAGUGAAGGGUGCAAGAUCCUCCCACCCGAAUCUAAGCCAACCACAUACGACGAACCAGAAGUACUACAGCACACCAGACAUUAAUAGAUGCAGUGAAGAAGGUCCAAUGGACAGAGAACAGCUAACGCGAAUGGAAAAACAAAACAUCCUUUUAAAGAGAAUUAUGAGCAAAAUUAAAAUGGAGGAAAAUAUCUAUAACAAAUUAAGCCAAAGUGAAAAAGAAGAAUUGCUAAAUGAGCUAGCUUUAACCAAUGCGAAACGUGUGGACGCGUAUGGAUAUGCUCAGGAAGAUACAUCCCCCCUCCUUAGCAUGAUAGGGAAAGAUAUGUAUCACUCGGCUACGGGAAGUAGCGGUGUCCUUGAAGGGACACACCAGAAUUUGAAGAACACGACCAGUAGCAUGGAGCUUAUGAAUUACAUGUAUGGCAACAGUGCCCGUAUGAACGUCAGGAACAAUAAAUUCAAUGUGGCCACAACAAACGUUGCAGCCUCGUAUCGCCACAAUGGUGAAGACAACGGCGAUGAUGGAAACAAGGACCACUGUAACUUGAAAAAUAAGAUUAAUCAUAUGAGCAAAAAUGAGGCCCUUUCAUACACUCAGGAAGUGGAGUUCGCCGGGAGGCAUCUCCUGUGUGAGGGCGGAAAGGGGAGGGGGGCACUAGACGAGGAGGAGAAGAAAGGCCAUUCGGAUAAAAUUGCUGCUGGACACUCCGUUGAAAUUACUUGUGACCACUCGGGUGAAACUGCUGGUGACCAGUCGGCCAGCCACGCAAAGGCCUCCCCCCCCGCGCAAAGUGACGAGAAGAGCUCCUUCAUGAAUGUAAGCAGGUGGCUAAAAUAUUUCAGCAGGGGUAAGGGAAGCGACCAGGUGGAAGGCCCUCACGUGUCAGCGAAGGAGAAAGCCAUGCAGAUGAAUGAAGUGCAUCACAUCCACGACAGCAAUGAGGGGGGAUGCACCGAUAAGGGGACCCCAUCCGGAGGAGUAAAAGGACUAGAAGAAGUAGAAGAAGAAGAAGCUGAAGAAGAACAAGAAGCAGAUGAAGAAGAAGUAGAAGAAGAAGGACAGGCCACCACCGCAUAUCGUUAUAACACCCAAGGAGUAAUGACGCCAGGUGGAAGAGCUCAACAGAAAUGUCAGAACAACAGUAACGCUGACUACACAGGAUAUUCUUCAAACCAUUUUCAUGAACAGGCGGAAGUUGAAAAAAAAAUAUUCAGUGGUAUGAAAGAGGAGAAGAAAGGUCAACAAUACGACAGGGUAGACAGUUCCUCCCCUCCAUGCGCUGUUAACGAAAAUGUUAGCAGCGGCAUGGCCACGGGGCGUAACCUCUUGGGGGAGUUUCCUCGCAAGGGAAUCAACUCCACUGGAGAAGACGCACACAAAAAUAGUGAAAAUCGGAGCAAUGUAGACAUCACCAAUAAUCAGUAUAUACACAUAAUAAGCCGAAUAAAUAAAAUCAGAGGAGAUGUUUGGCAAUAUAAAGAUCCCGCAGGAAAUGUGCAAGGUCCCUUCUCAUCCGAAUUGAUGUUCUACUGGUGGUCACUGAAGUACUUUCCACAGAAUUUACCCCUCCGAUUUAAUGAGAAUAUGCCCUGGGUUAGCUUCAACGAAAUGUUCCCUCCUGGGACAUUCCCUUUUGUUUUUCCACUGACCAGUUUUCCUAAAAAUAAUUACCACAUGGUGAAGAAGGAUAACGAUCAUUCUUCUGCUCAGCAGGGUGGCGACCUUGCCAAUAGUCUGGAAGCCUUCAAGACGAGGUCCUCUCUAGAGAGCCAACCUUUGCGAAAUAAUCGCCUAAAUAGCGCUGGCCUGCAGAGGGGUGACACGAACAAUUACCUCUACGCGAAUGGCACUGCUAGCCAGAUGAGCAGUUUGAACCGUCUCAACCAUUUGAAUCACAUGAACCAUCCGAACCGUCUGAAUCAUAUGAACCAUUUGGUGAAUAACCAGGAUAAUUUAUCAUCAAAGGGUUACAACAUAGAUGUGGCGAAGAACCAAAGGGGGAUACUGACUCAGGAAGAUGGAAUAACAGCAACACUAACCACCGCGACAACAAGCAGCAUGUACAAUGACAAAGAGUAUUCCCACUUCCGUGAUGGCGGGAAGCAAAAAUCGGAUGGCCCCAUACCAACGAGAGGAGAAAGAGAUAUCCCGAGAAGGGCAAUACAUUCCACCGGUAGUGGUAGCAGUCCUCGCACCGAUAAGGAAGUCACUGAGAUGGAAAAGUACCUCCUCUCGGGUGGCGAUCAUCGUGAUGACAAUGUCAAAACAGCGACUCAGACAUACAAGGCGAAGGGAAACAUGCAGAGUCAGAAUAAUUACGCGGGAGCGCAUCACUCGGCAGGAGGAGUAAUACCCCCCAUCUCCACAGCAGCAGCGAUAGGGGCGCAGAAGUUUCCCGCAAAUUACAAAGACGGAGGAAACGCCGUUCAUAAUUCGGCACACCACACCAGAGACCACGUUAGUGGAUUCCCUGCGAACUUCCCCCACCACGACACGAAAUUACCCAACGAGGAGAAAGGGACAAAUCUUCCACAUGAAGAAGCAGAUCAGGAUGAUGAUCCCUUUUCCGGGACAAUCAGGUGGAUGCCGGAAAAACUCACCAAAUUCCCGAAGAUGUUCGAGUUUGAACUGAGCGCAGAGGGGGAAGGAGGAGAGCUACAAAAAGGGGUACAAAAAGAGAUACAAAAUGAGGCAGGGGAGAAGUUACCUCCAGGUGCAGCCCCUUCCCAACUGUACAACGAUAGUGUGGCACUCCGAGACAAGAAUCAGCAAAGAGCUGGGGAUGAAGAGGAAGAGAUGUCUACAAAAUUGCGCGACAACAGCGGGGGCCUUAAUGACAGGCAAAUGAACCAAUACACGGUUUGUCCUGCUCCCAAUGCGAAGACUACGGCGAAGAGCGACAACAAACAACCAAGUGAUAAGCUCAACACACAUAGUAAGAGUAACAACGUGGUGGUGAGUGACGACACGAUGCUCUCUCUAACCGAGGCAAACUCCAAACGGAGCGUCGCCAACCAUGAGGGAGGACCAAAGGCGAAGGCGAAAAUGGUUCCUUCCACUGUCGGAAGCGGAAAACAAGCUAAGGACGGUAAGGUCACUGCGAGGAAGCCAGAGGAGGAAGAGGACACCAGCGAGGGGUACGCCACUAUGAAGAAGAACAAAAAGGGAAAAAAUGGAAAGCGCGAAAAGGGAGAAAAGCCAGAAAAGGCAAAUAAAGCGGAAAAAACCGAUAAGAUCGAUAAAGCAGAUCAGGUGAAGAAGACAGAGAAGAAGCGAAACAAAACCAACGGAAGUGGAAAAGAAAAGGAAAAGAACCACCACCAGAUGGAUGAGACAACACAGGUGGAUGGGCAGAUGGGCCCGGAGACCAGUGCGAUUGCGGGCCACUGGGAGGAGGCAAAGAAAAAGCGAAAGGGCGAUGAUAUAGAUAAGGCCAAAGCUGAUGAAGGCGAAAAGGACGUAGCGAAAAAGAGUAACAACCCGAAAAAGAAGAAAAAGGAAAGUGGUGGACAGCUGGUAGGUAAGAAUGGCGAAGCGCCCCUGCCGCAGCAGUCGGAGUGCGAAGAACAGCAGCACCGCGAGAAGAAGGCCCAGAAGGAGGGAAAGAAGGAAGAUUCCAGCAAAGUGGGAACUGCCAUGACGCCAAGCACGUCCAACGCAGUGAACCCUGUAAGCACGGCCAGUUCGAGCAACCCUAAGGGGACCGAAAAAAAAACGGAAAAAAUGAAGUGGAGUAUAACGGGCGAGAGAAAAAUAGACAAGCUGGUAGACAUCAUGAAGGGAGAAGAGAAGAGUGUAAACAUGAAGAUAAAAAUUGAAAACUCCAAAAAGAAAAUGGCAGCCAGUGCCAACGGAAACAACGCAAGUUGUGCCAAUGGCACGGUGAAGAAAUCCGGCUGGGACGUCUCCUUCAGCACAAGUGUGAAAGACUCGGACAACGUAAAUUUUCCGCAUUUGUCCACAGGGGGAGGAAGCAAACAAAGCAAAGCAAAAGCUGGGGCGAAGGGCAACCUGACAAGUAAAGUGAGCUCCCUGAACAAGAACACUGCAAACAGUACUCUCAACGGUAGUGGUGUAAGCCUUGUCCCCUUCACAAUGGCGUUCGAUAACAAUAACGCCAAAGGUGUGGGCGCGAAGGGCAUCACAGAUGUAUCUAUUAAAAAACAGAGUGAGAAGAAAAAAUGGAAAAGCGAAAGCGGCGAUCUGCAGCCAAGCGAGGAGGACAAGAAGUUCCCACCCCUCCUGAAUUCUGCGGCCGGUAAAGUCGAAAGCACCAAGAAGAAAACGAACAACCCCCCCGAGCGGGAACUAACAGACCUGAAGCAACUGACGAGCAUGUGCAAGCUCCCCCUGGACGACUCCCUCUUGAACUUUCUAAAGAACUUCAAAAAGGCCGACGAAAUUUACGCCUUCCUGCAGCACAGCGUGGAAGAUAAAAAGAAGCUCAGCCAGUUUGCCAAGGAGUUUAUAAAAAUAAACAGCAAGAAUGACGUGAAUGGCCAAACUGCCAAGAAGAAGAAGUAG